Abrus precatorius (Indian licorice) is the source of this 1033-nucleotide messenger RNA. Its product is annotated as ADP-ribosylation factor-like protein 8a. Gene Ontology annotation, molecular function: GTPase activity; GTP binding. The coding region runs from base 162 to 743 and encodes 193 amino acids. Gene Ontology annotation, biological process: protein transport. Lineage: Eukaryota; Viridiplantae; Streptophyta; Magnoliopsida; Fabales; Fabaceae. The record is from RefSeq and is a predicted model, not a curated record. The transcript has 6 exons.
AUAUAUGAGUGGGGUAAACAGUGGGGAGGGAGAGAAGAGAGGUAUGUGUGAGAGAGAAAGGUGAAUUGGAUCUCUUUCUCUCUGUGGGGAAUCGUAUCGCAGAUCUGAAUUUUUUUGUUGGGUGCAUAAUUUGUUAUCAGAAUUGAGAAGAAGAUAUAGCAAUGGGAUUGUGGGAAGCUUUUCUGAAUUGGCUACGCAGCCUUUUCUUUAAGCAGGAGAUGGAGUUAUCUCUGAUAGGACUUCAGAAUGCUGGAAAGACUUCCCUUGUAAAUGUAGUAGCUACUGGUGGGUAUAGCGAGGACAUGAUUCCUACUGUGGGAUUCAAUAUGAGAAAAGUAACAAAAGGAAAUGUUACAAUAAAGUUGUGGGAUCUUGGAGGGCAACCUAGGUUCCGCAGCAUGUGGGAACGUUACUGUCGUGCGGUAUCUGCUAUUGUUUAUGUUGUUGAUGCUGCUGAUCCAGAUAACCUUAGCAUAUCAAGAAGCGAACUUCACGAUUUACUGAACAAACCAUCUUUGAGUGGUAUCCCUUUGUUGGUGUUGGGGAAUAAGAUUGACAAGCCAGGGGCUCUGUCUAAACAAGCGUUGACUGACCAAAUUGCUGAAAAGUGUAUUCUGGCGUGCAGGGAUCUGAAGGCAAUUACCGACAGAGAAGUUUGCUGCUUCAUGAUCUCGUGCAAAAACUCGACCAACAUUGACUCUGUUAUUGAUUGGCUUGUAAAACAUUCCAAAUCAAAGAGCUGAGAACCAAUUUCUACUUUGAACUCUGAUGUAAUUUAUCGGUGACACAUUUCUGGAUUUACUAGAGGCAUUUGCAUGUCUAACUUGGUUGCUGAUUGAUUUAUUCUUGCCAUUUGUCAGAUGCUUUGUGAUGUAAUAUCAUUCUUGUUCGAUAGGGAAUCAAACGGGACGACAUACAUGUCAACAUGCCAAGGGUUACUUUAUUAGUAAACCAUAUUGUGUAUCAUCCGUGUAGCUAUAUGAUUAAAAUUCACAGAAUUGCAUUUGCAAGAGGAAUUCAUUUUGUAAAAUAG